GGCCAAUUGAUAGAUAACUUAGGAGCUUUUUCAUUCAUCUAAAGCCUAGUAGAACUGCUGGGACAAAAAUUCGACGAAAAGACAUUAUGGAUUCUUCUACCGUGGUAGGGAUUUUAGGAGGUGGUCAAUUAGGCCGAAUGAUGUUGGAGGCCGCUCAUCGUCUAAAUGUUCGUUGUGUCGUAGUUGAUGCUCCAAACUGCCCAGCAAAGCAAAUUGACGGUGGUCAUGACCAUAUUGACGCUUCUUUCCGUGAUGAAAAUGCGAUUGCAGAACUUGCCAAGAAGUCUACAGUGGUUACUACUGAAAUUGAGCAUAUCAACACUGAUGCUCUAGAGUCGAUCUCGUCUACCGUCUCUGUAGAGCCUUCUUAUUCCACGCUUAGAUGCAUUCAAGACAAGUACUUACAAAAACAGCAUCUUCAAACAUUCCAUAUUGCUUUACCAGAUUUUUGCGACGCUCCUGAUCAAGCUGCAGUCGAGAAUGCUGGACAAAAGUUCGGUUACCCCUUUGUUCUUAAAAGCAAAACUCUUGCUUACGAUGGAAGAGGAAAUUAUGUUGUUCGUCAACCCCAAGAUAUUCCUGACGGUAUUAAAGCAUUAGGCGAUCGCCCUCUCUACGUCGAGAAAUUCGUUCCUUUUUCCAUGGAAAUUGCCGUCAUGGUGGUUCGCACUUUAGAUGGUAAAGUUUACGCUUAUCCUACCACUGAAACUAUUCAAAGAGACAAUAUCUGUCAUUUGGUUUACGCUCCCGCCCGCCUCCCUCAUCAUCUUCAAAAGCGUGCACAAACCCUAGCCAUGGAUGCCGUUCGUACCUUCAAGGGUGCUGGUAUUUACGGUGUAGAAAUGUUUGUGCUACAAGAUGGAGAAUCUGUCUUGUUAAAUGAAAUCGCACCUCGUCCUCAUAACUCUGGCCAUUAUACAAUUGAAGCCUGCCCCACUUCCCAAUUUGAAGCUCAUAUCCGUGCAAUUACAGGCCUUCCAUUCACAGAAGCCAACACCCAUUUAAGUACUGCAACUACACAUGCUCUUAUGGUAAAUCUGCUUGGUGGUGAAGAUCCCUGUUACGUUUCUCGAAUUGCGAAACGCUCUCUUACAAUCCCAGGUGCUACUUUGCACUUGUAUGGAAAAGGUGAAUCCAGAAAAGGAAGAAAGAUGGGUCAUAUUACCAUCAUUGCUGAUUCUUCCCAAGAAUGCGAACGCAGGUACUUGUCGUUGAUAGAGGAAGAAGAAAAAGUCCAAGUUCCCUCCGAACCUCCUAUGGUUGGAAUUAUCAUGGGUUCCGAUUCUGAUUUAUCUAAAAUGAAGGAUGCCGCUGUUAUUUUGGAUCAAUUCAAAGUCCCAUAUGAAGUGACUAUUGUAUCUGCUCAUCGUACACCUGAACGAAUGGUGUCCUAUGCUCGUACUGCGGCUUCCCGUGGUCUUCGCGUUAUUAUAGCAGGUGCAGGGGGUGCUGCUCAUUUACCCGGUAUGGUUGCAGCAAUGACUCCUUUACCCGUUAUUGGUGUUCCCGUCAAAGGAAGCUCGCUAGAUGGUGUUGAUUCUCUCCAUUCCAUCGUUCAGAUGCCACGAGGUGUACCUGUUGCCACUGUUGCUAUUAACAACAGCACAAAUGCAGGUCUUCUGGCUUGUCGUAUAUUGGCGUCUUUUCGUCCUGAUUUGUUGCACGCUCUGGAAGAAUAUAUGGAUAAUAUGCGUGAUGUUGUACUUGAAAAAGCUGAUCGUUUAGAGCAAGACGGAUGGAAAAACUAUUCAGUUUGAAUCUGAUUUAGUAUGCGAUUAUAUAGAUCACAUAUUGCUGUUUCUUUUUGUAUAUACCCAUUAUUCCAUAUUCAAUCCCUUUCUGCUACAAUUUUGAUUUAGUAUUAAUUUUUUAAUAUAAUUUUUGGUUUUUUAUCCUGAUA
This is a messenger RNA of Schizosaccharomyces octosporus yFS286, 1900 nucleotides long. Its product is annotated as phosphoribosylaminoimidazole carboxylase Ade6. The transcript has a single exon. Gene Ontology annotation, molecular function: metal ion binding; phosphoribosylaminoimidazole carboxylase activity; ATP binding. NCBI's taxonomy places the organism in Eukaryota, Fungi, Ascomycota, Schizosaccharomycetes, Schizosaccharomycetales, Schizosaccharomycetaceae. Bases 87 to 1757 code for a protein of 556 amino acids. The record is from RefSeq and is a predicted model, not a curated record. Gene Ontology annotation, biological process: 'de novo' IMP biosynthetic process.